Messenger RNA from Phyllostomus hastatus (greater spear-nosed bat), 786 nucleotides. It is a transcript of the gene DYNLT1, whose product is annotated as dynein light chain Tctex-type 1. NCBI's taxonomy places the organism in Eukaryota, Metazoa, Chordata, Mammalia, Chiroptera, Phyllostomidae. Gene Ontology annotation, biological process: microtubule-based movement. Gene Ontology annotation, cellular component: cytoplasmic dynein complex; cytoplasm. The record is from RefSeq and is a predicted model, not a curated record. The transcript has 5 exons. Gene Ontology annotation, molecular function: dynein intermediate chain binding. The coding region runs from base 62 to 403 and encodes 113 amino acids.
CUUGGUGCGCCGGCGCAGUGCGCUCCGCUUGGGGAGGCGGAGGCGAGGCGCCGGAGGAAAGAUGGAAGACUUCCAGGCUGCGGAAGAGACUACUUUUGUUGUGGACGAAGUGAGCAACAUUGUGAAAGAGGCUAUCGAGAGCGCCAUCGGCGGCAACGCCUAUCAGCACAGCAAAGUGAACCAGUGGACCACCAACGUGGUGGAGCAGACUUUAAGCCAUCUCACCAAGCUGGGGAAACCAUUCAAGUACAUUGUGACCUGUGUGAUUAUGCAGAAGAACGGAGCGGGACUGCACACGGCAAGCUCUUGCUUCUGGGACAACUCGACCGACGGGAGCUGCACCGUGCGGUGGGAGAACAAGACCAUGUACUGCAUCGUCAGCGCCUUCGGGCUGUCCAUCUGACCGCGUCCGCCCGGCCCCUCCUCCUCCUCCUCCUCCUCCUGUCCCGGCGUUUCUCGUCCGUCCUCGCCGCCCGCCGCCGGGAACCCAGCGCACACACCCCCGUCCUGUCCUCUCCGUGUCUUCUGUGGCGCACUCACAGGGUAGAGAAGAGACCGGCUGACGGCGCCGGUCCACGAUCAGCACGCCCUCGGCCAGAGGCCCGCUCUCCCCGGGCAGGCGGGGCCGACGCCCCUCGUGUGGUCCCCGGACCGCCCUGCCCACAGGUGCUACAACUCCAGUCCCCUCGCGCGCAGCUUCCUCUGCUCUCGGGAGUGAUCCAGACACACUAGUUUUCCAUACUUUGUACUUUUGCUAGAAUAAAUUAAUCCAAUUUGAAGUUUGAA